Molecule: messenger RNA, 1053 nt
Organism: Dicentrarchus labrax (European seabass)
Lineage: Eukaryota; Metazoa; Chordata; Actinopteri; Moronidae
Product: tryptase-2
Exons: 5
Coding region: 65-898 (277 amino acids)
Biological process (GO): proteolysis
Molecular function (GO): serine-type endopeptidase activity
Source: RefSeq, a predicted model, not a curated record
UGCAUAUAAACCUGCAGCUGCUAACUCGCAGUCUGCAGAGCCUCUGAUCCACUGUGUCACAGCCAUGGCUUUCCACAGACUUCUCACUGCGCUGGUACUCAUCCACAGCACCGGAGGUUUGUUUGGGGCUGAGGUGAGGAGCGCCAUCGUCGGAGGGCAGGACGCUGCAAAGGGCAGCUGGCCGUGGAUGGUCCACCUAAACAUCACGUCUGAUGGUAUCAAAAAGUGGCGCUGUGGCGCCACUAUCCUCAACAGUGAGUGGUUGCUGACUGCUGCACACUGCUGGGAUCCUAAGCUUGACUAUAAUUUGCGUCGAUCGGGCGCUUGGGUAGGCGCACACAGCCUGCACAAGGGAGCUGAACGUUACAUGAGCAUACUUCAUGUCAUACGUCACGAUGGCUACCGAGCCGUGGGCAAAGGCUACGUGAACGACAUCGCUCUGCUGAAGCUGAAGAAAAAGAUUACAUUCUCAGCGAAUGUCGCCCCAUUGAGUCUGCCCAGCGUCGACGACACCUUCGAUUCAUCAUCUGAGUGUUGGAUCACUGGCUGGGGGAACGUUGGGACUAAUGCUCUACUGUCAGAUCCGGAAACCCUUCAGCAGGCGAAGAUUCCCAUCGUCCCUCAGCGUGUGUGUAAGGCGAGGUAUCCCGAGCUGACUUCUGACAUGAUGUGUGCAGGGGACAUGGCUGGAGGGAAGGACGCCUGCAAAGGCGAUUACGGCGGCCCGCUGGUGUGUCGUGCAGGCGGUGGCUUCGUGCAGGUGGGCAUCAUGAGCUAUGGGAGUCCCAACGGUUGUGGUCUCCCAGAACGCCCUGGCGUCUACACCCAGGUGUCCAAGCAACUGCGCUUCAUCGAGGACUUCAUCCACCGCAGCGAGGAAGCCUCGGCUGAGGUCUAAACCCCCAUGAAGCUGAAGAUGUCCAGUCUUCUCGCUUGACAGCCUGCCUAACUCUUUAUAGCUUCUCUCCUCCUGUUGAACUGUCUUUUACACUGGUUCAACAUCAACUCUGGUUUGGUCGACUAAAUCCUCUGCAUUAAAGCUUUUAAGCAUCA